Diceros bicornis minor is the source of this 2652-nucleotide messenger RNA. RefSeq names its product R-spondin 2 (gene RSPO2). The coding region runs from base 164 to 895 and encodes 243 amino acids. Lineage: Eukaryota; Metazoa; Chordata; Mammalia; Perissodactyla; Rhinocerotidae. The record is from RefSeq and is a predicted model, not a curated record. The transcript is spliced from 5 exons.
CAAGGAGAGAUGCUGAUCGCGCCAAACUGACCAGCGCAGCCCCUGGGCUAGUGGCGACUCGCCCUCUGCGUUUUCCGCAGCAGCGCGGUUGGUGCCGGCUCCUCGCAUGAGCUCUCUAGUUCCCUGACUUUGAGAGGCGUCUCUCCCCUGCCCGACCGCCCAGAUGCAGUUUCGCCUCUUCUCUUUUGCCCUCAUUAUCCUGAACUGUAUGGAUUACAGCCACUGCCAAGGCAACCGAUGGAGACGCAGUAAGCGAGCCAGUUAUGUAUCAAAUCCCAUUUGCAAGGGUUGCUUGUCUUGUUCAAAGGACAAUGGGUGCAGCCGAUGUCAACAGAAGUUGUUCUUCUUUCUUCGAAGAGAAGGCAUGCGCCAGUAUGGAGAGUGCCUGCAUUCCUGCCCAUCAGGGUACUAUGGACACCGAGCCCCAGAUAUGAACAGAUGUGCAAGAUGCAGAAUAGAAAACUGUGAUUCCUGCUUCAGCAAAGACUUUUGUACCAAGUGCAAAGUAGGCUUUUAUUUGCAUAGAGGCCGUUGCUUUGAUGAAUGUCCAGAUGGUUUUGCACCAUUAGAUGAAAGCAUGGAAUGUGUGGAAGGAUGUGAAGUUGGUCAUUGGAGUGAAUGGGGAACUUGUAGCAGAAAUAAUCGCACAUGUGGAUUUAAAUGGGGUCUGGAAACCAGAACACGACAAAUUGUUAAAAAGCCCGCAAAAGACACGAUACCAUGUCCAACCAUCGCUGAAUCUAGGAGAUGUAAGAUGGCCAUGAGGCAUUGUCCAGGAGGGAAGAGGGCACCCAAGGCGAAGGAGAAGAACAACAAGAAAAAGAAGAGGAAGCUGAUAGAAAGAGCUCAGGAGCAACACAGUGUCUUCCUAGCUACAGACAGGGCUAACCAGUAAUAGACAAGACACGUAGGGUGGAUUUGGGGGCAGGGGUUUGUGUUUGCAAAAGUGCACAAAGCUACUCUCCACUCUGGACACUGGUGUGUGGCGUUGGUGCUGCUCAGACCAGUGUCUGUUCCCAGUAACAUGGUGAAAGGAGGAGCCAUGAGCGUGGCCUCUGUUAUUUAUGCUUUGAUUUGCAUCUGGAGACUGUGAAGCCAGGAGGCCCUGACCUGAAUCAGUGAAAGCAGGAGGAAGUGUACAGCGUGAUUUGGCUCGGUGUGCACAGAGUGAUCCUGGCACCGCGGAGAGGCAAGUGGUGUGAGGCCACAGACCAGCACUGGAGAACAGACUUGUGCAUAUUUAUGGGAAAGAAGAGGCUCAGCAGGCAAAGGGCUGUUUCACUUGUGACCUUUAUUUCUCACAUUGUGCAUUUUCAAGGAUAAAUCUGUGGAUGUCUGCCUAGUGUUACCACCUGUUGUUCUCAGCAUCUGUUACCUUCAAACUUGUGUGAUGAAACUGCUGUUAGCUGGGGAUAUGCUACAGGACUUCCUGCUCGGUUUCACAGCAGCUCUAACGUGUACAUAUUCUGCUGGGGCCACAUAUACACCUCUUACUUACUGUAUAUUUAUGCUUUCGUAUGUGUAACAAGUCAUACCUGAUUAAUAUUAUGUCACUUUGUUUCUAGUGGUUCCUAACCAUUGUCCGGUAACUGACUGUUCUAGCUUUGCGAAUUGACAAAUGUUUUGUUGUCCCUUGAAACUUAACUUGUCUUUUCUUUGUGGGCUUAUGUCUCAUUGUAAGGAUAGGAUAAGCUAGUUUGUACAUAGGGUCAAAUGACUGGUGUCAAGGAGUUUGAAUAUCAGCAGACCUUCCCCACCCCUGUCUCCUCAUACAGAUAAAGCAGCAUGUGGCAUCUGGCAGGCAGAAGCCAAAACUCCCUUAGAAUCUAAACUGUGAUGAUUUGAUGAAACACAGCUGAAAACAUGCGGCAUUACAUGCAGUCACUUGUACUACUCAUCAUGCAAUUUCACAGGCCAGCUAGAGAAUUUUUCAAAUUUUUAUUUCAAACUUCAACUUACAUGUACAUUUUUUAUUUCAAGCAGUCCCUGACUUACAAUGACAGGGUACCUACCAAUAUUCUUGGGUCACUGUAGAAGUUACCAUCAUCAGACCAGACCAUGCAUGGAAUUUGAGGAGAAAACAAACAGGAUGAAUUCCUACAACUGCUGGUCAGAUCUUAACAGGUCUCGUUUGAGCCAGAAGCUAUUUCGUUUCCAAGACUGAGAGAGGAACACUGAGGAGCCUUCCAAGGGCAAUUGCAGAGCAGUUUCAAAACCAUCCUUGUCCACUUGGGGGAAUCAGUUCUUAGAGGGUUUUGAAUUGGCUUCUAAAAGCAUCAUCUUCCUGGCUGAUCUAGAAGAAAAAAAGAAAUGGUUACAGAUUUUUGAGGGAAAAAAACCAAAGCAAGGUAAAGCCUUUUUCUCACCUUGCAUUGGCAAAACUACCUCUUUAGCACUUUUGUUUAACUUUUGAGUCAGAAGCAUCUUACCAAUAAGUAUAAAUGUCAUAUACAUCGUUAUGAAAAUAUUGCUAUGAGAUAGUAAGCCAUAUAUGAAUGUUGCGUACAACUUUGGGGUUUGCAUUUAAUCCUAAAGUGAUCACCUUUCACAUCUAUUGACAUUAUAUUCCUAUUUACUAAGUGGGGAAGGGGCUUCUUUAUAUAGUGCUUCAUCAUUGAUAAGGCAAUACCUGUUCUGUUUCUGGGAUGUUCU